AAAUUGUAACCUUGUUCUGUAACGUCCACUUCUGUUCGCGACCUCAUCGACGAUGAAGCGAGAACGUCGUAGCUUUGACCUAGUAGAUGCCCUCACCGAUGGUGGGCAACAACGGUACUCUCUCAGAGGUGGCGCUGCAGUCUCCCAGUCCACCUCGACUCCACACACAUUAUCUGACAAGCUAUCAUCCACUCACCGCGAGGAACUGGAGAUCAUAUGGAACAGCGACAAACGUACCCCUUCUUUGGCUUCUCGUAAAGCUUGGUCUGUCGCUCGAGGUAUCGAUCACAAGGUUGUCAAUGGAUGGUUCUCACACAAACGCCAUCAUGCUGUCCACCGGUAUGGGCAGUCUGUCCCUAAGGGGACAUACGAGCUGCAUCCCGGCGCACCGAAAGGCCAGCAUCACAACACAGACAAGCUCACUAGAACACGGAAGGAGAGGGACCUCACGCAGCUGAAGAUUAAGCGCGAGCGUGCUUCCUCACCCGGCGUCGUUUCUCGCCCAAGCUCAACGGCACCCCCUCGCAACACAAGACCUAGGAAGAAGAUCAAGAUCGAGCCUGGAAUCCAGAUUAUCAAACAUACUCGAGCUCACGAGUCUGUUCCAAAUCCCCACUGUCUUACCUGCACUCAGAACUCCUUCCCAUCCAUUCGCUCGCCUGUCCAUGAAAGAGAUGAUCGGCUAUUUUCCCCUGCGACAUCUGCGCACCAUAGGACUCCAGAGCUCUCUCUUGGGCAUCGUUCUUCGGAUGUGGAUUACGAUGCUGACACGGAGACUCUCACCCCUUUACCGUCUGGGGACGAAGGGGAGGUUCAGAUUGCCGGUCAACCCUCUACUGUGUUCACUGCUGGAGCAUCCAAAGUCUCAUCUCUAGCUGCUUCCUCCGUUACUAGAACGACUUUGGACUUAUUGACUUCAUUUUCUGGACAAGAACUACUCUUUGUAGAUCCUGGUCGAAGCAAAAAUGGCGCAUACACUCAACCAAAACCCUCUCCACGCGAAUCUAAAGCAGUGAAAUUUGCCUCCUCAGUUUCACUUCUGGGUGACUUUGCCGCUUCGAAUCUACCCUCUGUCAAUCAUUCAGGGCCCUCGCUCUCUGGUUCACUCUCAACUCUUGAUCGAGUAAAACAAUCAUAUAAUCUCCCUCCUCGCCAGUUUCGGAAAAGUGCUUUAGUCAAUCAUUUGAAGCCCAUCACAGGCUCACUUCCUGUGUCCCUCAUACCUAAUCCUCAGGCUUUCCUUUCCCCUCCCUUUUCUGGACCGUCUGCUUCGACCGAUAAUACUCAAUCUUCUGCUUCUGCCGUCUUUGCCUCUGUUUCUACUCACAUGAAAAAUACUAACGCACGGUCUGUCCUUGAUAUUCCUGUGAAAUACCGAAGGCUGCACGCAUAUACCGACUUCGCUCAGAAUGCAAUUCGAAAUCUCCCUGAAGAUUCUACUUCACAUACCACAUUUGCUUGCAAUGUUUCCGUCGCUGCUCUCACUCAACCGGCGUCUUCCACUGUCGCUUCUAACGUCGCUUCAAAUUCGCUUCGCACUUCUGCUCUCGCCAAUUCUUGUGCUUUGAUUGCAAUGGAUACGCCUUCAACGUCUGUCGUUGAUGAUGUUAUGCCUCUUCCAUUACAUGAUCACGUCUCUACGAAAGCCUCUGAUGCCGAUCGUUCACUCCCUAUCCACACACCCGGCCUGCUAGCUUCGCCGUCUCGUUUCCGGGUUCGGGAUAAUGCGCCUCCAGCACAUGAAAUUGAAAUGAACGGUACCCCAGCAGUUGAAGCCACACUUGCUCUACUUCCCGUGAAGUGCGAACCCAUUGUUCUCCAGAUCCCAGUCAUACCAGCAGAAGUUAUUGAAGCUCCUCAUGCUACGGAUGUAGCCACCCCCGCCCACCCAACGUCUAGCUCUGCAGUGAAAAAGAUAGCUAUAAAGGUCGAAGUGCUAUCCGACUCGGAUGAUGGUACGAAGACGCCCGCUUCUUUGGAUCGAGGACAUCAUAAUGCCUUGUUUCGUAGAACCGCUUGUGGUUGUCAUGAACAAUCGGCGAGCCACGAAGGAGAAUAUACCAGCACCGCCUAGAAUUCCAAAGCUCGACGGGCUCCACCUUCAAAGCGGAAGAAAGCUAUUGUCAAGAAGGAGGGUGGGUUAACACGUCGCCGACCGAUCAGAAGAGUCUCUCGACGCAUCCUUCUCGAACCCUCUGCUAAGAAACGGGAUGCCAUGCCUAAAACUUCCGUUGUUCCCAAGCCUUGUAAGGUUUUUGCGUCUUCUCCUUCGAAGAACGGUGCCUUGAAGGCUAGACGCAUCGCUCUGAAAUCUCCAGUCACCCCAAAAAUCGCGAAUGGUGCCAUGAAGCCUCCACCUGUACCAGACACCCCUGUAAAGCCUAGGGACUGGCUGAUGCGUAUGAUGCCUGGAGGUGAUGGAAAUGAUUCCGACGAAGAGGACCUCGAAUCGUCCGAGAAGAUCCCGUCUCUGCUGGACGACAUACUGUCCUCCGUUACCCCCAUCAAACUGAAACGGACUAAACAGCCCCAGAAAUACAAUACAAGUAGCGAAACGCUUGUUGAAAGAGACCCAAGUACAUCUCUUCCUCCCUCUUCCGAGGGCGAAUCCUCGGAAAACUUUGCUACCGACAUCGAUAGCGAAGGUUGCAUUGUGCUCGACGAGAAAGAGACAAUCUUCCGCCCGCCUCGCCUCUGCACUUAUGACCGGUUCGGACUGGAUAUGUUCAAUAAUAUACCCUGGGACCCUGACUACGAUUCAAGUUCUCUCGUCUGGGAGUUGAGUGCCAUCCCUUGGCUGGCUUGUUCUGACGGAUCGGGACAUGGAGGAGUCUGAGGGGAGUUGAAGGAUCUUUUUUACUCAUGAGGACCUUCGAUUCAAACGUUAGAAGGUAGUCUUGUACCUGAACAAUUUUGCAAUGAGAGCUCCGUCUCUAACUAGCGAAAAGCGUUGUCCGUUCCUAAAGAUUAUUGACUGGACGUACAAUUGAAUAGACUGUAUACAAUUGACACAUACAGGAAUUAUGAGUGACGGUUUCAU
This is a messenger RNA of Somion occarium, 3040 nucleotides long. The record is from the annotation of a GenBank genome assembly. NCBI's taxonomy places the organism in Eukaryota, Fungi, Basidiomycota, Agaricomycetes, Polyporales, Cerrenaceae.